AUGGUGCUCGAGAGCAGCGUGGACUACGAGUCGUACCGGACAGCCUAUGGCAAGCAGCUCCUACAACAGCAGCCCGAGUUUGAAUGCGUAGAGGACGCCGAAGAAGAGCUGCGAACCAGAAUUUCCUGCGCCUCUGCUGCAUGUUCUUUGCCUCGCCGCUAUAUCGAGAACAACGCCCGGCUGGUGCAAAGACACCUGGUCAAGCGCACAUACGCCGAGCUCAGCGUCGAGGCCACUGAUUAUGAGCCCACCCUAUGGCUACUGCUAGCAUUCCUGCAUCUCAUAACCGAGUUCCAGACAGACACAUACGGGUUGUGCAGGGAUACAGGAACUAAGCUGUUGCUGGCGCUGAACGAGCAGUUUUUGAAGCAUGAUGGGUACCAGUCGAUUCCGCAAUCCCCACUGGUAUUCAACAAUGCAGGCAAAGCGCAACGCGGCCUCUCCGGCGCUCGCCCUGAUAGUCUUAUUUCAACAUACUCGCUGCCACCGCCCGAGUCAUCGCCCGCCGCUCGAUGGACCUGCGUGCACAGCUCGAGGACUGAAGACGGCUCGCUGAUCCGCUCUGCGUCCGAGACACGGGACCAGACCGUGCAGCGGAUAGGGUCGCGCACAGCUCGCACAAGCAUAGCCAGUUCCACGACGCUGUGCAGGCGCUCGUCUUCUGGCCACUCGACACCGGUGGUAGAGCUGCUGGCGCAGCGUAUCGAUUGCUGCAAGACGUUCACAGAAAACCUCGUUUUCUUACUGAACCGCGAGACGGAGCCGUCCACGCAGGUGCUGAUUCUGCACAUGCUGUACUGCAUUCUAACUGAUCCCAGCACGUCGUGCAUCUUGUAUACAAACGACAUGUUUGUGCUGAUUGACAUUGUAAUCCGCGACCUGGCCAAUCUUUCCGACGGGCUGCCCAAGCAGCGCCAGGCAUACUUGCUGGUAACCAGCGCGAUUCUGCGAAAUUCGGUGUAUCUAACUACACGGCAUAGGCUCUCGGACAUUGAGCUGUGCUUGGUCAACCUACUGCGCCACUCGCUGGUGUCAUCACAUGCUUCGGCUUCGGAGAAGCACGAAAGUCAUGCUGAACCACCACUGCCACCUCCAUCCAUGAGGCAUUUCAGCACCCCGCGCUUGUCAACUGCGUCGGACUUGUCGAUUAGCGUUCCUGAGCCAUUCAGGGACCUGGCCAAAGGUAUCGCGCAGAGCCCCACCACCGCCACCACCGCCAUUAGCCACGGCGGCACAUCACCGCCGACCUCACACGCCUUCUCAACCGUCACGCUCACCGGUCCCACCAACACCACCGGCCAGGCGGCGUCCUCCACCUCCGCCUCCACCACCUCCCUCAUCCGAACACCGGCCAAAUCCGAGACUAAUGGCGGCCAUCGUCAGCAUCGUCGUCGGGCUCCGCCACCUCCGCCACCAACGCCUAUGUCAGCAAUGCAUACUCCCUUGAGUGCCUCGAAAUCGUCCAGCUGCGCGAUGCCGUCGCUGGUACCACCGCCACAACCGCCGAUGCAGAGAUCAACCCAUAGACGCGCUGGAUCGCGGGCGGCACCACCGCCACUACCAGUACGUGCUGUAGACAAACCCUCUGAUGCAUCGAGUGGCAAGCAGACACCGCCACCACCGCUGCCACGCCGUGCCAGAGCGAUGUCUACAGGCAUUCGUCGCCAGCUGUCCGUCAAGAACAGCGUUUCAAAGUACAAGCGCAGCCACCGCGCGCAGCCGCCGCCUGUGCCUACCUCAACACCUGCCGGAGCACCCGCCCGGAUGGGACCAAGACGAGAUUCCUAAGCUGGUCAUGCCGAUAUCACCGGUCAUCGAGUCCUUCUCAGAAACUGCACCGACAAUUGUGCAUCGCCCAUCGAUGGACUUGGAGAGCGACGAUGCGUCGGAGACUGAGGACCCAAGGAGCGUUGUGCCAGGAUACCACAGAGGAGAGGCGCGCAACGAGAAAGCUGGUGGAGAGCGCGCUGAGAUGCUGCCAUGAGGCAAGGGUUGUUGCGGCGACAAAGUCGUUGAGCCAGCAGAGCAUCUAGAUAAUAUCUGCAACAUACACAGUGCCGUCUUCUUGUGAAAUACUAUUCUCAGCACAUGUCCUGAGCCCCUAUAUGUAGAUGCACUGCGUCGCCAGCUAAUUCGGCCCUGCCUGGCUGGUGUGGCAUGCGGAGCACUUGCGCUCUGGCACAUUGGCAGCUAGACUCAUGGCGGGACGACUCGGCUCGCUGCAUAGCUGAGCUGAUGGGCUCGAAUCUUCAGGCUUUCCAGACGAUCUCAUCGAAUUU
Messenger RNA from Linderina pennispora, 2279 nucleotides. RefSeq lists its product as uncharacterized. The transcript is spliced from 6 exons. Bases 1 to 1788 code for a protein of 595 amino acids. Gene Ontology annotation, biological process: endocytosis. The record is from RefSeq and is a predicted model, not a curated record. Lineage: Eukaryota; Fungi; Kickxellomycota; Kickxellomycetes; Kickxellales; Kickxellaceae. Gene Ontology annotation, molecular function: Arp2/3 complex binding.